Molecule: messenger RNA, 1026 nt
Organism: Cuscuta epithymum
Lineage: Eukaryota; Viridiplantae; Streptophyta; Magnoliopsida; Solanales; Convolvulaceae
Source: the annotation of a GenBank genome assembly
AGGACGGCGCCAAGGACGACGAAGGGGAUCCGUUGCAGACGGAGGGGGCUGAGAACAUGGAGGCGUUAAUCGGCAAGUACGGCGGCAUGGGACUGGGACUGUCGGAGGAGGAAUUGCUGCUAGAUGACGAGGAGGAAACCGAGCAAGAACCUUUGGCAGCGCGCAAGGCAGUGGAAACCUACCCUGUCGUGGGUACUAUUUUGACAGAUAAAGCGGUAAAGUUCCAAAUCUUCCGCGAUCGGAUGGCGUCUUUGUGGUGCCCGGGUAAGGGUGUUAUGAUUCAAGAGAUCGGAGAGAAGAGGGUCUACAUUUCUUCGGAACCGGCCCUGAGCAAGGUGGAAAAGAGGUUAUGAGACCUUUUGGGCCAUGGCUACGAGCAGGUGGAGGACGUCCCCGCCUAUCCUUGGGAAGCAAAUGGCUAGUUAACGAUGGAGGGGCAGGAAGGAGUCUUAUGGGAGUGCAAAAGUAUCUAAAUGAGAAGCAGGACCAGGGCCAGAUUUCUGGACAGCUCAAGAUUCAGGAAAAAGGGGAAGGGUUGAACCCGGAGGGAGCAAGGACCGCUGGCAAUGGAGUGGGUGAGCAGAAGAGGAGGCGGACCUGGGAUGCACUGGAGCAGGAGCAAUCAGGGGAGGAGGCUAUGGUUUUGGACAGCACAAAAAACAGGGAAGGGGCGGCCUGGGUUCCUCAGACCCGCCUAAAUUAGUGAAGAUCUGGGGCUGGUGGAGUUUUGAAGUUGUUUUAAAUUUUAGACUGUUUUCUCUUUCUGUUGUUUUAUGCUGGUGUCAGCGAGUACGUUUGUUUGCUGUUAUCUUUAUUUCUGUUAAGACUCUUGAACAUAGGACAGGUGAUAGAGGGCUUGGUUUACCAGUCACUGGCUCAAGUAAGCCCAAUUUAGGAUCAGCGAAUCUGGUUGCUUCUUAUGAGGUGGCAGGUUCUAAGUCUGGUUCAAGGGCAGACGGUAGGCCUUGGGCUCUAUGUCAGUUUGUAUUCUGCUUAUGUUCUUCCUUAUUAAUAUAAGCCACAUUC